Messenger RNA from Bombina bombina (fire-bellied toad), 469 nucleotides. RefSeq names its product histone H2B type 1-J-like. Gene Ontology annotation, cellular component: nucleosome. The transcript has a single exon. Gene Ontology annotation, molecular function: structural constituent of chromatin; DNA binding; protein heterodimerization activity. Lineage: Eukaryota; Metazoa; Chordata; Amphibia; Anura; Bombinatoridae. The coding region runs from base 43 to 417 and encodes 124 amino acids. The record is from RefSeq and is a predicted model, not a curated record.
CUAUUAGUUAUUUUGUUGUGAAGAGCUUAUUUCCCAGCAGCAAUGCCUGAACCAGCCAAGCCAGCGCCUAAGAAGGGCUCCAAGAAAGCCGUGACUAAGACUCAGAAGAAGGAUGGGAAGAAGCGGAAGAGGAGCAGGAAGGAAAGCUAUGCCAUCUACGUGUACAAGGUGCUGAAGCAAGUGCACCCGGACACUGGCAUCUCCUCCAAGGCCAUGGGCAUCAUGAACUCCUUUGUUAAUGACAUUUUCGAGCGAAUCGCAGGGGAAGCCUCACGCCUGGCUCACUAUAACAAGCGCUCCACUAUCACUUCCCGGGAGAUCCAGACUGCUGUCCGUCUGCUGUUGCCGGGAGAGCUGGCUAAGCACGCAGUGUCUGAGGGCACCAAGGCCGUGACCAAGUACACCAGCGCCAAGUAAUCCUGAUCCCAUUGUUCACAAUAUCUUCUACAAACCCAAAGGCUCUUUUAAG